This is a messenger RNA of Belonocnema kinseyi, 1005 nucleotides long. RefSeq names its product 60S ribosomal protein L5-like (gene RpL5). The record is from RefSeq and is a predicted model, not a curated record. The coding region runs from base 1 to 864 and encodes 287 amino acids. Gene Ontology annotation, molecular function: structural constituent of ribosome; 5S rRNA binding. Gene Ontology annotation, cellular component: cytosolic large ribosomal subunit; ribosome. The transcript is spliced from 5 exons. Lineage: Eukaryota; Metazoa; Arthropoda; Insecta; Hymenoptera; Cynipidae. Gene Ontology annotation, biological process: ribosomal large subunit assembly; translation.
AUGCGCCAGCCUCGCAUGACAUUUCGUCUUUCUUCUUCCGGCAAAGAAACCUCUUAUUGGUCUGUAAACCAACACGUGAUUUGUGAAUCCACCAAUCCGGAGAAAGCUUUUUUGAAAACCGCGGUUGUUUUCAGACCAGCGAUUGGCGGACUAGAUGUGGCCUAUGCCAGAAUCGAGGGAGAUCAAAUUGUCUGUGCUGCCUACAGCCACGAACUCCCGAAAUAUGGAGUUAAAGUAGGACUAACAAACUAUGCAUCAGCCUACUGCACUGGACUUCUUCUAGCCCGAAGACUCCUGAAGAAAUUUGGAUUGGAUACGUUGUAUCAAGGAAAUUCCGAUGUCAACGGUGACGAAUAUAAUGUGGAGGAAUUGGACGAAGGUCCGGGUGCAUUUAGGUGUUACCUGGACACUGGUCUGAUGAGAACCACGACUGGUGCGCGAGUCUUCGGUGCUAUGAAGGGUGCCGUCGAUGGAGGAUUGAAUAUCCCUCACAGUACUAAGAGAUUCCCCGGCUACGACAAUGAAUCCAAAUCUUUCAAUGCUGAUGUCCAUCGGCAGCAUAUUUUUGCACAGCAUGUUGCUAAUUACAUGCGGACUUUGGAAGAAGAGGAUGAUGACGCGUUUAAACGCCAAUUCUCCAAAUACAUCCAAAAUGGCAUCACUGCCGAUAACAUUGAGGGGAUUUAUAAGAAGGCACACGAAGGAAUCCGUGCCGAUCCUGAGCAUAAAAAAGUCAAGAAAGACACCCCACCAAUUAAGAAGCGGUGGAAUCGCGCCAAACUCAAGCUGGCGGAGAGGAAGAACCGCGUCGCUCAAAAGAAGGCGUCGUUCAUCAAGAAACUCCAGGAAAGGGACGACAACUGAGUUUGAAUGCUCUUUUUUUCAACUUUGCAGCUUUUUAUCCUUGAAGGAUAGAUAUUAUGUUGUUUACUUUUUUUCAAUGUAUUUUACGUUCUUCAGGGAAAAUUGCUGUGUUGAGAGCACAAUAAACGUCAUUGAACAGCA